AAGUCGAGGUGGCUGUCGUGCUAAGCAGACAGGCCCGCCUGUCUUCUCAACGGACUUCUAGGCUGCCUCCUUGUGUGUUCAAUGGGUCCCUUUUCCCAAUGGAGACCGAGUGCUGGGUGACAGGUUUGCUUGAUGCUACUGCUUCGGAGACAUCAUUGGGCUAAGAGGAAGUGAGAGCUGGAGAGACUAGUAGGUGCGCAAGAAAUUGACCAUUGGCACCUGUUUCCAUACUGGGAUAUCUGAAUGGUAGUGAUUUUGCUCCUUGAGAAACUGCUCCUUACACCCCAUGCAGCUCUCCCCAUGCCCCAAGUGUGCGACUGGUGCCCUACGCAAUGUGUGUUUGUCAAACCAUGGAGGUGGGGAAGCAUGGCAAGAACACAACCCACCCAGGAGGCCGAGGGGUCCUGCUGGAGCCUUUCAUCCAUCAGGUGGGCGGCCACAGCAGCAUGAUGCGCUACGAUGACCAUACUGUGUGCAAGCCUCUCAUCACCAGAGAACAGCGCUUCUAUGAGUCCCUGCCUCCAGAAAUGAAGGAAUUCACACCGGAGUACAAAGGUGUGGUGUCUGUCUGUUUUGAGGGAGACAGUGAUGGCUACAUUAACCUAGUAGCAUACCCCUAUGUGGAGAGUGAAGCCUUGGAGCAGGAUGAUAUACCAGAGAGGGACCAGCCACGUCGCAAACACUCUCGCAGGAGCCUCAACAGGUCUGGCAGUGGCAGUGAGCACAGAGAAGAGAGAGCAGGACUGGCCCCUGACAUCGCAGAAAGCAUCCAGGACACAAAGAGCCUCAAGAGCUGCCAUUCAGAUGUUCCAUUUCAGAUGCUAGAUGGAAAUAGUAGCCUGAGUUCUGAGAAGAUCACCUUUAACCCAUGGAGUCUGCGUUGCCACAAGCAACAGUUGAGCCGCAUGCGUUCGGAGUCCAAGGAACGCAAACUCUACAAAUUCCUUUUACUGGAGAACGUGGUACACCAUUUCAAAUUGCCCUGUGUGCUUGAUUUGAAAAUGGGGACCAGACAGCAUGGGGAUGAUGCGUCUGAGGAAAAAGCGGCUCGACAGAUGAAGAAGUGUGCACAGAGCACCUCAGCCACACUGGGUGUACGGGUUUGUGGAAUGCAGGUAUAUCAGCUGAAUACAGGCCAUUAUUUGUGCAGGAAUAAAUACUAUGGCAGAGGUCUUUCCAUUGAGGGUUUUCGCAAUGCCCUCUACCAGUAUCUGCAUAAUGGAAUAGAGCUACGAAAGGACCUCUUUGAGCCCAUCCUAAGCAAACUGCAAAGCUUGAAGGCUGUGUUGGAGAGGCAGGCCUCCUACCGCUUCUACUCCAGCUCCUUGCUCAUCAUCUAUGAUGGAAAGGACACCCGGUCUGAGACAUACAUGGAGCGUAGGGCAGAAAUGCGCCUGAAACAAGUGGACCUCUCUCUCCCAGAGAGCCUACAAGAUGCCAGCAGCACAGAGUCUGUCACUUUCCAGCCCAAAGUAGAUGUACGUAUGAUAGACUUUGCGCACAGCACAUUCAAAGGCUUUCGAGAUGAUCCCACUGUACAUGAUGGCCCCGAUAUGGGGUAUGUGUUUGGACUAGAGAGCCUUAUCAACAUAAUGGAACAGAUGCGGGAUGAGAACCAGUAGCCUUGGGCUGGACUACUUAAUUUUGUUCCCCAUUGAUAGAAACAGACAGGACCACCACCCCUACAGAAAAAGCACACUCUGCUGCUUUGAAAAUAUUGUUGCUCCAGUGUAUUUAACCUCAUCAAAGGACAUGAUAUGUUCCUGGCAAAAUGGCUUUGACUAUCCUGGCCUGGACUCUUUGCAGGAAAGACAAACCCUGUGGACCCCAGCAUUGGGCAUUUGUAUAUGGGGCUUGACAUUGUUACAUACAGCCCUGUGAUCAUGUCUGUUAGGAAUGUGGAGGCUUACCCUGUGGAAAAGAAAAGAGGUGAUGUUAUAGAGGUGUAGAUUUGGAGAUUGGAGGAUUCCAAUGUUCUCUUCCUUGUUAACCUUCCAUUGAGGGACAAUGGUUUGAACUGCUCUUCUUUUGUUCAAAAAGGGCAUUCAGAAACAAAUUAACAUUACUUAAGGGGCUGAUUGAGUCACAUGAUUUGCACAUACUCCUCUCUGCUGUUGCUGCCCCUGAGCAGAUGUGAGAGACUCUUCUAUAGGGUACAUAUGAUACUUCAUUUAUAUUCUCCAAUCUGGGCAUUAUCAGUUCAUCCCAACUGGGGAAAUAAAUGAACAACAGAAAACCAGUGCAGUGCUUUAAUGGUUUUGCUUUGCACCCUGUUGAUGAAGCUGGAUUACCUCUCCUCACCAUUUCCUGCACGUUGAUAGAAGCUCUCCAAAUUCCAGAAAGGCCUGGUCAGGCAUCCUCAAUGUUGUCUUGGUCUCAAACUGCAUGGGAGAGUUCAGCAGGCUAAGGAUAGUGUUAAUAGCACAUUCAGGCUUGUCCCUUGCUGCUAUUCUGAGACUAAUGAUGACUAUCCAGUGCCAAUUCCCUCUUGCUCCACCCACGCUACUUUCUAUUUUAUAGACACAACAGUCUUUUCUCUGGCCUCAGUCAUAUCCAAGCACCACAAUGGCUGGUUGCAAUUUUCCUUUUUCCUUCCUUCCAAGCAGGCUUCCUACCUAAACAGUACACUUCCAUACAUGUUCCAUCCACAGUAAUAAAAGACUUGUGGUGUAGUUGAUUAGAAAAGUGAGUGUCUUCAUUUUCAGAACUUAUCCUGAUUUGUGGAGGGGAGCAUCUGUCUGGUUUGAGUGAUGGACUCCUAGUUAAAUGUGGUUGCCACCUGUACUUGUUUUCACCUCAGGGAGUUGGUGUUUGCUGGCCUUGUUCCGACACUUAGUGAGUUGUUGAAUGCAGCUGUGCCACAUUCUGGCCCCACAUACGUAUAUGGGAUUUUGUUGCGUGGGCUGAGGUGUUGGUGCCACGUAGUGUUCCUCUUGACAACAUUAGUUCUCUGUGUGGUUAGUCGCAAAUUGCAGCUCUUGGUGGCAAUGAUGUGCUGUUCUAUGGAGCUUGCAGAAUAGUCUGAUUAGGGGCAGGCCUAGUAAAGACAAAUGCACUUUGAUUUACUACCAUAGGGAAUUGAUGUCAAGGCAUUAAGGUUGAGGACAAUUGUCUUAAACCUCUACAGCUGGAUGCUCUGAUAAUGAGUUAGCAUUUGCCCUAAAGCUCCUCCUUCGUGUGCUGAAUCUGUGCCUCUUAUUUGGUCAAGUAUGGCCUUCAUAGAUCUGUCUUGAGAGUAUUGGCUCUCAUUAAGGAGCUGCUGGUGGAACUCUCUUUAGUGCCAGCAUCUAUCUGCAGAGUUUAUUCGCUCAGUGCUGCAUGUUCUGAAGGCAGGUAGGGGAGCCACCUCUGUGCAUUGACCAAUUUAGUUUUUAGUCUUAGAUCUUGCCUUGAUAACAAGAGACAUUUUUACAGUGAAUAGAGUAAUAUCAUUUUCCCGGCAUGACCUUUGAAUCCUAGAAUUUAAAGGAAGGGUCUUGCUUUCUGUUGAGGCCGGCUUUUGAAGUCUUCAUAAGCUUCACACUUUGAGGCAUCACAAUGUCUGCAUUGUUUCAGUUAAACAGGAACUUUCAAGAUUGUUUUGAAGAUUUUAACUGUCUAAGGAAAUCUUUAUCCUGCCACCAGCUACUUCAGGAACACUGAUAAGUGUACACAAAACCACUCUAAAAGUCUCCUUCCUGUUCAUUUUGAAAUCCUUUUUUUUUUUAAUAAAAAAAUAUCUGGACCAUUGAGAUCUUCUCAUUACAAAUUCCAGAGCUUGUAAAAAGCAUUUCUCCUUCCUGUUGCUAGGUUUUGUUUUUUAUGAAGCUAGUAAUUCUGUUUAUUUGCUCUGUAAGGAACCAAAAAUAUUAAAGGGUGUGGUUCUGUUGGUAUUUCGCAUUGUGGUUAGUUUUCAGACAGUGUAACUGCAAAGCACAGUCUUGUUCAAUAGCAAUAAGCUUUCCAAGUUCAUUUCUGUAACUUCAAAUUAAGCAAAGGGACAUAGUUGUGUGACUGUUCUUCGUACCUGAGUACCUUGCAUGUCUGAAGGGAUUUGCCUUGUAGUACUGGAGGUCUACUUGCAACCAGUGCAGAGUACAAAUUUAACUAAUUUGUCUAACUUGAUUGACUGUUAGACUCAAGCCCCAUGUUGCCUCUUGCAGGGCUAUUUGUGCCUAUGUGUACACGCAUGUGUGCUUGAGUGCAGCCAGUCAGUGUUGGAGUAGCUGGAAUUGAGAUGUACUGGCAAAGCUGUGUAGGGAAACAUCUAGAGGGUUUAUUAGGGAAGUACCCAUGCUGUCAGGGCAGAUGAAUUCAGAUGGAUUUCAUCAUAGUUAUUUCUAACCCUCCCUUUGGGCAUGCAGCAAAAUCAGUUUCUGCAGCUUGACAUUUGCUUUGGAUUUUAAAGCAACUCUGCAGAGUAAAAGUGCCUUCUGAAAGGCACCAAGAGAGACAUAGACAGAUGAGAAGGCAGGAAGUAGAAUAUUUGCCUUCAGGCACUCUCCUUCCAAUUGCAAGACAUGGUUAACUGUUAGUUCAAACUCGCACCUUGCCAGCAAAAAAGGUGUCCAGAGUCUGAGGCAAUACACCCUAUUUAAGUACACCCUAUUACCCUUACCUGCCUUGAAACAAAGGGAAUUGAAUCUAAAACAAAGCUAGCUUGUCAUGGCUUUUGUACAGUAUUCUGUCCCACUCUAUUUUAUUAUAUCACUGGGACAUAUUUGGUUAGAUAGGACCCAGCAUUUGUUGCUACACUGCAGCCAUGUUCCUUGCCAUGAAGGCAGCUGUCAUUGGACAGAAUUGUGGAAAUGUGCCACUUCCCUGUUCUACCUCAUUCUCUAAAGUAAAAUCCUUCCAAGAAAGUCAUUAGGUUUGUUAUGCCAUUCUGGGGAUGUUGCUACAGAACUGGAAGCUAUAUUGCAAGUGUCUUGAAGAUGUCUAGAGUAAUUUUGCAACACAAAAUAGCCCAAGAUGACAUGGUGUUGACUUUGAACAACUAAAGAUAAAGAAACUUGUCCCCUUCCUCCUGUAGUUAGGACUGGGACGUUGCUUUUAGUACAGUUUUAGCUCAUCAGAAGAGUGGAGUGUAAACAGCUCUUUAUUGAAAUACCUAGAUGAGGAUGGGUGGUUAGAGUUUGAGCAUACUUUGGUAAAAGGGGUGCUGCUCUGGACAACUGGGUCCAACAAAGCCAUUUUGCAUGCAUUGUGUAUGUUCAGGUCCUCUUCCGGAGACUCAUGUAAAUAAUCCUUCCAGUCUGUUCCUGCUGGAAUAGCACAGCCUGUUUGUUGCUCUUACAGCUUGCUGACACUUUAGGUCCAAUAGUGUUGACUCCUUUAGCAGGCCUUUGCACGUACUGUGUAGUUGCCUUCAUGUAGAUGAUGAAUCAACUUUUCAACCUUCUGGAAUAUGUAGCCAGCUAUUUCUCUAGCAGUACAUAGGAACUGCUAGCAUUGGUGUAUGCACACUCUUAAGGGGUUCCUUUAUCUUACCAGUAAGGGCCUAAUGAGAGUUCAUCACAUAAGAUUUCUUUUAUAUUGGCUGCAGCUACUGCUGCCUUGGAAGUGUCUCUUCCUCCUCAUCUAGAGGUUACUACUGCACUGUGCUUUUUGUCAAUAACUGAUCUUGUACUUUCAGUUGGAAUAAGAGCCACCUUCUCUUUACUAGCACCUUUGUAGCCUGGACCUGCUGCAUUAUCUUUCAGAAAUAUCAGCUCAAACAUUUCCCUAUGAAUGAUGGAGAGUUGCACUUUGGAUAAUGUUCAGUCUAGAUGACCCCAAAGAAGGCCGACUGCGUGUAAUUGGGGGGGGGGGAGGUAUUCAACUCUUACCAUAUCUGUUCCUGCACCUGAAAGAAGUUCAUGGAAGAAAAAGCCUGGCUUAUGUUGAAAUCUGGUAAAGAGACUGUCAGUUUCAAUUUCCCUAGCUUUACCCACAUGCCUGCAGCUAUGUUUCCCUAUAGAUCCUGCCCCUCUUCAGAGGACCAAACCACAAAUCAGACCAGAUCCCAGUUGCCUACCUGUUGGCUUACAUGUUGGGUUAGAUGGUGGAUUUUUAGAAGGCCAACAAGAUUAGUUCCUGCUGGGGGAAAGUGCUUUAGCUAGCCAGUAUCUCACUGAAAGCUACACCAGCAACUUGCCAUGAGCCCUAGGAGUGCAUCUGAUUACACAUCUUGCUGCUAUUGGUAUAAUAUGUGGAGGUGCAAACUGUGGGCAUUUGCUGCUCUACACCAAUGCAAGGGAACCUGCUUAUUGCUUGCCAUGAAACGGUUGCCACAGAACAUUAUGACCUUUUGGAUUUAAAAGGAGAGACAAGUUUUGUUGGUUUCAUGGACUAUGUUUUUUGACCGUGGGUGGGAGGGAGGAGACACUCUAGGCCUAUGUAUUUUGCUUGUUUUACAGAACGUCUGGAAAGAGUUAUCCAAGUCAGGUUCAAAGUUUGGUUGUAUCUGUACUAUUACUGCAUGCUUAUCUCAGGAGCAAAAUGUUUUUUAUAUUUUGAAAAGUCUAGGUGCAGAAUGGUCUCUAUGAGAACUGCUAGAAAGAGAAGACAUGUUACUAUGAGAGCAGGGAGCAGAAUUGCACCCUACAGGAGUGGUUCCCAUCUGUCCCUUUUGACUUGUCUGGGAGGGACACAGCAUUGCAUUACAAACUUGUAUAUUUUUCAUAGUCUGUUCCAGUGCCAUUUUGUUGGGCCAAGUCAAGCUUUUGGGCAUGAGAAAUAACAGUAUUUGUACUCCAUACACUGCACCCCUGGCUCUCCUGUUGUGUAUACGAAGUCAUAUGUGUAUAUAAAUAAAGUGCUAGACAUUUA
Messenger RNA from Rhineura floridana, 6789 nucleotides. RefSeq names its product inositol hexakisphosphate kinase 1 (gene IP6K1). Gene Ontology annotation, biological process: inositol phosphate biosynthetic process; phosphatidylinositol phosphate biosynthetic process. The coding region runs from base 333 to 1622 and encodes 429 amino acids. The transcript has 6 exons. Gene Ontology annotation, cellular component: nucleus; cytoplasm. The record is from RefSeq and is a predicted model, not a curated record. NCBI's taxonomy places the organism in Eukaryota, Metazoa, Chordata, Lepidosauria, Squamata, Rhineuridae. Gene Ontology annotation, molecular function: inositol hexakisphosphate kinase activity.